Cinara cedri is the source of this 3973-nucleotide messenger RNA. The record is from the annotation of a GenBank genome assembly. NCBI's taxonomy places the organism in Eukaryota, Metazoa, Arthropoda, Insecta, Hemiptera, Aphididae.
UAUUUUGUCAGCUGAUUUCCGAUCACUAUUCACUAGGUAGUGAUUAUGUGUUGUUCGUUUAUUUCCUCAAUAGGCUAUUUCGCAGUUUGCAGCAGCUGACUUAGUUAUUAUUAAAAAAAAAAAUACAAAUAAAUACGCUCGGUUCGUGUAUAAACAUUCAUUGCGUUAUUGUUAUUAUUAUUAUUAUUAUUAUGAAAGUCGUUUUAAAAAAAAAAAAAACCCAGUUUUUAUAAUAUUUUUUCUUCUGUCUAACACCAGAACAGUGUGUGUUUAAUAGUUAAUAGUUAUUAAAGAUAAUAUGUCAUAAACCUUCAGACAUUUUGACCGUCCAUAGUGUAUAAAAUAUUAUAGUGUUUAGUGUUUAGUUUGUACAAGUACAAUAACGAAAAUGUUAACGUUGGACGUGGUACCUGAAAGGUCUCUGGGAUGUGAACAAUGGGAAUUUGUUUUAGGUAAGUGCCUAUUCAUUAUAAUGUCCAACGUCCUCAUUAAAUUAGAGUCCUUGAAAAUCAAAAUUAUGUCUUAAAUACCAUUGCAAUUAAUAUUAUAUUUAAUAAGUACGCAUAAUAUUAUCUCUAUGAUAAUUGACUAUAGUUUUAUUUAUUUUGAAAAAUAGAUAGGGAUAACUGUUUCAUUUUUGUUACUAAUAGAUACCUAGGUACCUUUGUUCAAAUACUGGAAAGUACAGAAAUUAUAGUUAGGUAUACACCUUGUGCAACAAAUUGUUGAUUAUUAUUAAAUUUUUUUGCUGUUAACAUUUUAACAAAGACAUCUUAUUAAACUAUUGUAGAUAAUUUGUUAAUUUAAUAUAAAAUUGGUACCAGGUAGUUCAAUGGUUUACUGUAAGUAUUUGGCUAAAAUUUGCAAUGUUUUUUUUUAUUUGUUGGGUUUCCUAAUGUACUAUAUUCUAUCGAUUUAUUAUUGAGUCCAUUUAUAGUAGAAGAAAAAUGAUAGCAUAGGUUUAUUUAUUAUGUAUUAAAUAUUCCUUUAGUAUUCAAUUAUUAUCAUUUAAAAUUAUUUCGGAAUUAUGUUUAGAAUUCUGUGUUCAUAUUUUUUUCUGUACUUAAUUAAUUUAGAGUAUACAUGUACAAAAUAGAUUCUUGAUUUUUAAUGCUUCAGUUGGUAGACAUUUUAUUUAUCUAAAAUUAAUGACAUUGACAUUUUUUCUUAGUAUCCAAAUAAGUAAUAAAAUAAAAAUAUUAACAUUAACACAAUUUUGAUUUUAGGUAUGCAUUUUUGUCAAGCAGUAGCAAUUAUACAGUCUCAAGUUGGCAUUAUAAAAGGUGUUCAAGUUGUAUAUAGUGAUAAGGUACUUGCAUAAUUUAUAUUAUACAUUUCUUUAUUGAACCUUGUUGUAUAAUUUUAUAAUUUUACAGAACCCAUUAGAUAUUGAUCUCAUUUUAGACCUUCCUCAAGAUGGUAUUCGGUUUUUGUUUCAUCCUGUGUUCCAGCGUUUAAAGGUAUACAAUCUAUAAUAUAAUAAUGUAACACUUAAGCCAAUGUUGUGCCAUAUUAUUUUCAGAUGAUUGAAAUUGUUAACCUGAAAAACAUCAAACUUAAAUAUUGGCAAGUAUUCAAUUAUAUUCUUAGUUAUAAAUAUUUUUGUUUAACUCGCGCAAAUCCUUAUUUUUUCAUUUUAUAUUUUGUACUUAAUUUAAUUAUUAAACAGUGGUAUGCUGUUCAAUGCUCCAGAAGUAAUGCCUACCAUUCAACAAGUAGAACAUACAUUCGGUGCUACUCACCCUGGUGUUUUUGAUGCUGAAAAACAAACAUUUACAUUAAAUUUUCGAGGAAUUUCUUUUUGUUUCAAUGUAGAUUCAAAAUUUCAGGUAUAUAAUUCAUUGAAAAUUUAAUUAAUACUAAUACUUAUUUGCAAUUUCCUAUUCAAUUUCUUUUUUUUAGGCUUGUAGUGCUCAGUGUGGACUAGGAUCAUUACAAUUUGCUAGUGGAACAUCACCAAAUGUUAGUCGUGUAAUUAUAUUCUCUGGAAAUCCAGUUCCCGGUCAAGAUAUUCUAAACGUACCAUCACAUCCUAUGUCAUGCUACAAAGGAUUAACUUAUUUAGAACGAUUAGAAGUGCAAAGAAAUCAUAAAAGUACAAAUGGAUUUAUUAUUCAACUAUAUUUGGAAGGUUCUGGUAAAUGUUAACAGAAUUUUUAAAUGACUGUAAUUUAUUUUCAUUAAAUUUAAAAAUAAAUAAAUUACUGUUUAGGUUCUAACCGUGGUCGAAAAGUCUCUUAUAAUCGAGAAAUUAAUUUUGGAAUGACAUGCCAAGAUGUAACUUCUAUGUUGGGUGCCCCUUCACAAGUUUUUUAUAAAUCGGAAGACAAAAUGAAAAUUCAUUCACCAAACGUUCAUAGACACAUAUCUGUUCCUAGACGAUCAGAUUACUUUUUCAAUUAUUUUACAUUAGGUUUUGUAAGUAUCUAUUACAAAUUAAACAAAUUUUAACAAUAUAGAAUUCUAAAUAAAAUAAUUUUCAGGAUAUCCUUUUUGAUGCAAAAACACAUAAAGUUAAAAAACUUAUAGUACACACCAAUUUCCCUGGUCAUUAUAAUUUUAAUAUGUAAGUAUUCAAAGUACUUAAUAUCUUUAAAGUUUUGUUGUUAAUAAUUAUUGGUUAUUUGUGUAAAGUUACCAUAGAUGUGAAUUUAGCAUUGCUUUAAACUCUGAAAAAUCAAAUUACAACAAUAUACCCAGUGAUUGUAAAAAGUAUAAUGAUAAAAAAUCAAAGCCAAUUGUUGUAAAUACAUUUACCAAAUGGGAUGAUAUAUCUGACAGACUAAAACACAGUGAAAGACCUGUCGUAUUGAAUCGUGGAUCCUCUGAAAACUCAACUAAUCCAUUUGGAUCAACAUUUUGUUAUGGUUAUCAAGACAUGGUUUUCGAAGUUAUGCAAAAUCAGCAUAUUGCUUCUAUAACAUUUUAUAAAAAUGAUAUUGAGGAUGAUGUAUGACGAAAAUUAGUUGCCACAUCAUACUCAGUGGCCGUAAUGUGUUUUUAUAAACAAUCAGUCCUUUAUCAUGACUAACAGUAUUUAAAAAUAUGUAUUGCAUAUACAAUCAUAAUAAAAUAUUGUUGAAAUAUUAUAUAAAGUUAUAUAUGUGUACACACACCGAUAUUAUGUGGCAUAUUUAGUUUGAAAUUAAGACAUUAUCAUAUGAUCCUAUAGAACUAAUUUGUAUGUAAGGAGAGUCAUGUUUCAUUAAAAUGUAAAAGUUUUUCCACAUUUUUUGGUGGAAAAAAAAAUUCGUGUUCAAGUAGUUUAAGUCUUAAAAUGUUAUUGUUUUAUAUAAAUAAUAAGUUUUACUUUUUUUUAAUUUUAAGCUUAAUUGAUAUUAAUGUUUUGUUUCAAUGUGUCAGUAUAUCAUAUUGUUCAUAUUUAAUGUAUGAAAAAUUAUAUAUUUAUAUAAUUUAUGUAUAGAAACUUGACAAUUUUAAUUACCACUGUCUAAUUAACUAGUUUAUAAUUAUUUGUAUUUUUAAUAAUUUAUUAUCUAUUAAUUUAGUCAAAACUACUUAAUUGAUCAUUUAACAUAAAUUUAAAAAAAAAAGUACGAUUAAUGAUCUCAAUCAAAAGAAGUAUCACAUGAGAAUUUUUUAAUAUAAAAUAUAGGUUUUAUAUUUUUAAAUUGGUUUACAUGAUCAAAGUAAUUGUGAGGCCUUUAUCUUUCUGACUUAUAUCUAUGUAUUCAAAAUUUAAUAGAGAAAACAUAAAUACUGUAAUUUUUCAUUGUAGAAUAUACAAAAUAAAAAAAAAAAAUAUUGGUCUCACAAACUUUUAAUGUAUAGGUAUUAUGUGAUAGUAAAUAGUACAUAAUUGUAUUACUGUGUUAUUUUGUAUAUAUUAUAUAGAUAUAUAUAUUUUUUUUAAUCAAAUAGCAUAUUAUUUUAAACUUAAUAAUGCUAUUAGUUAUAAUAUUUAAAACUUAAAAAUAUGAAUUAUUCCAAGAUCCGUUACCACAAUACAGAG